Messenger RNA from Thunnus maccoyii (southern bluefin tuna), 3290 nucleotides. RefSeq lists its product as uncharacterized. Bases 65 to 3223 code for a protein of 1052 amino acids. The transcript has 3 exons. NCBI's taxonomy places the organism in Eukaryota, Metazoa, Chordata, Actinopteri, Scombriformes, Scombridae. The record is from RefSeq and is a predicted model, not a curated record.
GCCAGGUGAACAGCAUUGCCUCCAAUCAGACUCACAACCUGCAGCAGAGCGUUACAGCUCCUACAUGACUCAUUUGUUUGACAAGGGAAACACAUGGAUCGACAAAACUGCUGCAGCUUAUUGUAAAAGUCAUUCAUACAAACCAAGGAGGAAGCUGUCCAUCAUGUUAGACACUUUUCCUUUCUGCUCGAGACUCCUCUCUGUCCUUGUGCUGGUCUGUGCAGCUGUCAUGUCAUUUAUCAUGAGUUCAGAUGCUGCAAGAGUCAGUCCCAUAACAGUCCAAGUGGAAAAUGGAGUGAAGCACAUCACCCUGAGAUCGCUGUAUACUCCAUACAGCCAGAAUAAUCUCCUCUCUACUGGUCCGCUGUCAACAGAAACUGGACUUCCAACUGCAUCUAAAAGUGAAACUGGGACAAGCUGGAAACUUUCCGAUAAAGGGCCUUUGUCAAUCAUUGACCAUCAAUCAAAACCUCUGCUGCUUACCGAAAGUAGCUUCAGUUACAAUCGAAACCUCCCACACAACAAACAGUCCCAAGCAAGAAUAACUGGAUUGCAGAGAGGUCAUAACACGGGAGAUGUAAGGCCAGCAAGCAGCAUUUUCACUAGUCACUCUCAGCACAGAGGGCAAAGCUCCAGAGUAAACUACCACCCCCUCUCUCAUAAAGUAGUCCAAACUGGAAGUCCUUAUCAUUUAUCCCCAGCUAUAAUCCGAAAAUCAGCUCACAUAGAAGCUGCUGGCCCCUUUCAUCAGCGCUCUAGUCUUCUGCAAAGUUGGGACCCCAAAGAUGCUCAGAAGUCCUAUGAUGAAGGAAAAGUCAUCAGAAGUGACUCCCCAAGGGCGGCUGGUGAAGAUAAAACUGUUUGGCAGUCCUCUGAAUCUUCUCUUUUUUCAUCCCAGACUGGUAGAUAUCGGAGUGGUUCACUGCCAACUUCAAGAGGGCAUUACGGUGGCUAUAAAGAGACAAAUGAGCGUGCUGUGGCCGGAGCGUGGAGUGGUGGCAUUCAAUCAAGCAAAUUUCACAGCUUUGCAACUCAAACUGCCCCUCGUGCACCAUCAGUCAGCAAAAGCUUAGACACCCCUGUUAUUAAACGCAACCCUAGCCCAGAAAAACUGCCAUCAUCUGUCACAGAUUUCUCCCAGGGUUUGUACUCUAUAAGUAGCAGUGAGACACCAAGACACAAAAAGGUUCAGUCAUAUCUCUUCAAGGACUCCCAGGCCUCCAUUGUUGGACGUGAGACAGUUAAUACAGUCACGGAAGAAACUGCAAGUGGACUGAUCAGUUCUUCCGCAACAUCAAAUACUCAAAGGGAUGUAAGAGUUUACAGCAGGCUUCCUUCAAAUUUUAAACAGCAAUCACACAGGAAAGAUCCAAAUAAGGAAGAACAGCACUUCUCUGAUAACACCAACACCAAAGUCGCCCAGUAUGGUGGUCAGACAGAUAGUUUUACCAAAUAUCAACCCAUCUCUAGCAUUUAUUUGCCGCUGCACACCACAGCUCAAACUCCUGCUCGUGGACCAUUGACCAUGGAAAGUUUUGUCCCUGUGCCUCUUGAAGAUUUCCAGGAUAACUACGCCACUGGCAGCGAGAAAUCUGUAGUAAGCAGCUUGGUUAAUAUGACCGCCCGAGGGUCUGCACAUGGUUACAAACCUGGACGAUCCACAAAAAGCAUCUAUGGUUUCAGAGGGUUUAAAAAGAUAGAUAAAAAGAUUCUCUCCAGCAGCGGCACUGAUGGAAAAGCUGACUCUCAACGAUACAGCUUUGAUAAAGGAAAGGACUAUACAGUUAAAAUUACAAAUAUAUAUCCCUCUUUGUCACAGAAAUAUAGCUUUGGCCAGAGAAGAACAUCCAGCAUGACUACAACACCAAAUCCAGCAAAAACCGAGAGGACAACCACAGAGUUUUCUGGGCCUGGAAACACCUCACCUUCUCCAAGCAGGUUGGAUGUUCUCCAAACAACAACUGUUUCGACACCAACACUGUUCACAUCAGGAUUCAGUGAAGUCUGGCCUCUGGUGCCUGAGAGCAAUGCUGGUAUGGACAGCAACCCAGAUCGCAGACAAUUCAGAGGCUACAAAAGGGUAUAUGGUCUGAAAGGAUUUGGCACUCGACCACUUAGCACUACCACUUUUAAUCAGGUAGAGGGUGCCAAACCUUCAGUCAGAGAAUCAGACAAGUCUGCAGUUCUUCCGGGUUUUGAAGAUUUUAAGCUUAGCAAUGCACAGAUGUGGCAACGCAGCAGGAUUCACAGAUGGCACAAUCAAACAGUUGAAAGCGAUGUGACAGCUACACACAGAGGAAAUGAGCUCAGCGGGGAAGACCUUAAACCACUUCUAAAGACAUCAGGAAGCACUGAAUCAGCCCCCAGAUUUACGCCUGACAAAUACAAGAAAAACCACAAAAUCUAUACUUUUCAGGGAUUUCAGUCCAUUCAAAACCGAAUUGGAAAUGCACAUAACAAACCACAGUGGAACCACCAGACAAAGCAAAAUCCAACACCCAGAGUCUCCUCAGCUUAUCUCAGAUCAGCAGGGGACCCUAUGAAACCUGUUGCAAUAAAGACGAGCCUCCUCAACAGUUCAACCAGCAGCACUGUGAGAGGCAAACGUGUGAAGGGAAAACACACCAAUGGCAAAAAGCUGAACGACUCUACAUCUCUGACCAAUGACACUGGAUAUGUAGCUAUAGUCAGGCUGCCCAAGCGGCCUGCCAGGGUCAAAGCUGUCACAUAUGCUGAUAUUCUUGGAAGCGCUUCAUUCAGCGGUGUCAGAGCUACAACGCAGACGCCUAUCACAGCAGCUGAUAAGGACUUUUUUCCAUACACUACAGCUGCAACCAAGCAAAAAGGAGGUACAUUAAGUGAUGACAGACUGUGGGCGGUUGAUGAAUCCAUGGCAGAAAAAGAUCAGACGAACUCUGAGGGUUCUGUGCAUAGCAGGGAAAACACCAAAGCACCUGCUGAAGGUGAGGUAGAAGAUUUCAGCAGUGUUGAGGAAAGCAAGUUAGGUGUUCGAAAAAAAGUUGACAGUGAAGUGAAAACAUCUAAUUUAUUCCUGGAUACUGAGGGAAGUGGAAGUGCAGCUUUUGAUCUGUCUGAUAUUUUGUCAACUGCUUCUACAGGAAGUCAGGCACUCGAUGAAGAUCUGUUAGAACUAGAUUAUCUACGAAUUUCUACAGGGAACAUCUCCUUCAAGUCGAUGAAACUGUCUCGUUCAGAUAAAUGAAAGGAAAAAACAGAGGUGUUGUAUUAUUAUGUGCAAGAAGAACAUUUCCAAUAAAGGCUGGAUAAGA